Molecule: messenger RNA, 735 nt
Organism: Didymosphaeria variabile
Lineage: Eukaryota; Fungi; Ascomycota; Dothideomycetes; Pleosporales; Didymosphaeriaceae
Exons: 3
Coding region: 1-735 (244 amino acids)
Source: RefSeq, a predicted model, not a curated record
AUGGGUAUCUCGCCCACCUGCUCCAGCUCGCUGGCUACCCGACCUUUUCCGCCGUUCUGCCCUCAGUUGGCGCCUCGGGCCCGUAUCUCCCUCUCCAGGAACGUCACAGCCGAAGACGACAAAAACUACAUAAUCAACAACAUGCUUCUACCCAUCCUCGACCACGAAGAGCACGACGUGAUCCUCCUCACGCACUCAUAUAGCAGCAUCCCGGGCAGCGCCGCAGUAGCAGGUCUUUCCAAGGCGGAAAGGACGAAGGAGGGAAAGAAAACUGGCGUGCUGGGACAGAUCAUGCUCGCGGCGUUGCUAGCGAAAGGCGGUGACGGCAAGAGUGUAAAGGACGCUUUUGGAGGCCACUUCCCACCGCAUAUCAGGCCCGAUCCUGAAGCUAGUCUGUUGAGGUGCGAUGACCGGAUACCGCCGUUGUAUAAUGACAUUGCUCCUGCGCACGCAGCUGUUGUGGCUGUCUCCGCUAUGGCACAGGGUAUGACGGCAUUUACGUCGCCGUGUCCACGCGCUAGCUGGGAUAGCGAGGCGUAUAGGGGGAGAGUGGGCUUCGUCCGGACGACCCAGGAUGCGUGUAUCCCCGUGCAGGUGCAGCAGAUGAUGCUCGACGGCACUGGCGUGGAGUGGAUUGUCAAAGACGUUGAAAGUGCCCACAACGCGCAGAUAUCGAAGCCGGAGGAGUUGACGAGGGUUUUAGUCGAGUUGGCUGAGGUGUUUGAGAAGCUUUAG